Molecule: messenger RNA, 771 nt
Organism: Plectropomus leopardus (leopard coralgrouper)
Lineage: Eukaryota; Metazoa; Chordata; Actinopteri; Perciformes; Serranidae
Source: RefSeq, a predicted model, not a curated record
AUGACUUUCUUCAAGUGCACGCUCAGUCUCCUCGUCCUCCUCGUGGUCUCUGACUGCUCCUGGGCUGAAGAGAAGGAACUGUCAGUCUCUGAGCUCCUGUGGAGAGCCAACAAAGAUGUUGUGCACACAGAGGAGGAGCCUUUAGUCAUUGAUGACAUCGCUUAUGACAACGAAAAUGAGAGAAACGCUGAUCCCUGCACCUCUCGCGGGUGCAUGUGGGGAAAAUCCAGCGAUGGAAAGGUCUAUGUGCCUUACAUCAUCGCGUCACAUUACUCUUCUCGUGAGCGCUCCAUCAUUGAGCGUGGGCUGGUGUCCUUCCACGAUGUCUCCUGCAUUCGCUUCAUCAAACGUUCCAACCAGAGAGACUACCUGAGCAUCAAGUCCGACAAUGGCUGUUACUCCUAUGUUGGGCGCCGUGGUUAUUCCCAGACGGUGUCUCUGGACCGCCAGGGCUGCCUCUACCACAGCACCGUCCAGCACGAGCUGCUCCACGCCCUCGGAUUCAACCAUGAGCAGUGUCGCUCCGACAGGGACCAGCACAUCCGCAUCCUGUGGGAGAACAUCCAGUCUGGUUGGGAAUACGCCUUCGACAAGAUCAACACUCUGAACCUGAACACCCCCUACGACUAUAACUCUGUCAUGCAGUACCACAGGUAUGCCUUCUCCGGGAACAAUAAGCCAACUAUGGUUCCUAUUCCCAACGCCAACGUUGAAUUCGGCACGGCCACUCAGAUGAGCAGGAAUGACAUCAGCAGACUGAACAAGCUGUGA